AAAAAGCUAACCGAAGAAAAGAAAGCAAGAAAUGGGCAGGAAAUUGCACAAGAACUUUUCCUUUAUUCUGCUCCAGGUGUCAGACUCACAUGCUGAGAGAGACAAAAAGGCGAGCAGAGCAGCAGCCAGCCAGCCAGCCAGCGGCGGAAGAAUACAUACAAAUCCCCGCGUGCACUGCGACACGGCUGUCCUUCGUCGGCUUCUCCCUCUUUGGCCCUUUGGCACCUUCUUCUCUUCAUCAUCUUCUUCUUCAUUUCUUUCCCCUGUUUCUCCUAACACAGCUGCAAAAAAGGAAUGAAUAUGCAUUAUUUGAUGAAGAAUGAGAGAAAUUUUGUUUCUCAGGUCUGCGCGAUGACUCUCCAGUCAAGAAGUCUACGUGGGAGUUCCAUCCCAUCGGAAUCCUUGUAUGAGUCUGGAUACAAUUUUGGUAUUGUAUAUAUUUGGCAUCAAUGAAGAGAAGCCUUGGCGUAACGAUACUUUGGCUGUGAUAAUGGAGGUCACAGAUCUCUCUUUAGAGCUCACUAAACUUUCAAGCGACUCCUUUUACCUUCCGUCAAUUUGACACUCAUGAAGUAUUUAUUCGAAGCCUUAGAACCUCGCAGAAGAGCAAAACAUAUGAAUAAUCUUAGAGAACCCAUCGAAGUGUACGACUCGUUGUCUAGGCCACUGAAUGUAGUCCUCAGGCCUGAGGUUCAACGGUCGUUUAAUUCGAUUGUGACAAUCAUAGGAGCAAGGACCUUCAUGAGUUCCUCAUUGUCUAUGCCUAUCGUGAUCAAUACUCUACUGGUAGAUUCUUCAUUUGGUUCUGUAGUUGGAACACUUGGAAGAAGAGGAACCAUGGACACUCAUUCUGACAAUGAUAAAAGUCAGAUUAGAACUGCCUCAGCGUUAGCUGCAGCUAGUCCAGCUCUUAUUUGCAGGUCAGUGCUGACACAAUUCAGGAGAAAAACAAUCCUUGAAAAAUCUAAUUCUGUGAUGAAAAUUUCUGAGAAAACUCCCGUCUCCGAUGUCGAUUCAAGCCAGAGAUAUGAUCCAUGCGAGUCUAUGCUAACCACCGCAAACGAUUCUAUGAUGAAAGGACAGAUUCGAUAUCAAUGGAAGAGUGGCACACCUUAUUUUGUAUUUACAGUAGGUGAUGACUUCUCAGAAGUAUACCUUUCCAGGCCCUGGAAAAUUGAAUCUUCUAAGGCUAAAGGAAAGGACUACAUCUACUCGUUUCAUUCAAGAUCAGUUAACAACUUCAAAUCAGAAAAAUGUGUUUCUGAUGCAUCGGAAAUCCUUGGAAAAAUGAAAGUAUCCAACCUUUUAACCUUUGGCACAGAUGGAUCAAGAACAAGGGAGACUGAGUUUGUUCUAUACAAUGCUAAUGCAAAAAGUUUACUCGGAACGAGAAGUUCAGGUUCCUUCAUCCUGAAAGCCAAGGAGUUGGGUAAGAGGGUGACGAACAUACUUAAUCCAAGCCAAGCAUUGAAGAAUAAUUCCAUCUGCAGUCUCAAUGAAUUGAGUUCCUUUUUCAGAAGCUAUGAUGAAAACAAACUGCCUGAUCAAGUUCAAAAUGAUUGCACACCUGAACAUGAGUUGGCUGCUGUUGUUCUAAGUGAUCAUCGACGAGGUUGCGAUCGGGAGGCAGCAGUUGGUGGUUGGGGUCUUAAAUUUCUCGGCACAUCAAAUGCAAAUGAAGUUGAUGCUUCCUCGGCUCCCUUAGUUUCUCAGGAAACCAGCAAUGGAAGUCGGUCGAUAAGUAGAGAUAAAUCUUCUAAAAAUUUAACUGUCUUAGUUCCAGCCGACCUCCACGGUGGCCAAAAUAUCCAAAGCAGAGGUCCAUCAGGUAUCAUAACGAGAUGGCGAACUGGGGGGCAAUGUGACUGUGGUGGUUGGGAUGUUGGAUGCUCUAUACAAGUACUUUCUUGCAGCAGCAUCACCAAGAACUCUUCAUCUUCAUUAAAAGAGGAGCUGCAGGAUCAUAACAAGUCGGUCGAUCUAUUUACGGAGGGAUCAAAGAGAACUGAAUCGACUAUCAAGAUAAUAGACAUGAAUUAUGGUCUAUAUGUCAUCAACUUCCACCCUUCUCUUUCAUACCUACAGGCUUUCUCCAUUGGUGUGGCAAUGAUACAUGCUCAGUCGCCAUCUCUUACUCCAGAUUUCUAAGGAUGUAAUGAAGAAAUCAACAUGACAAGUUUUCAAAAAAUUGAAAAAAAAGACUGUCGAAAAAAGGUGUUCUUACAGUGUGGGUGAUAUUUGUUGCGAGAUAAAUGUACAAGUUUGUAGCAUAAUGUAAAUAACUAAACUUCUUUAUCAUCCUCUUCGAGUUUGUCUUUUUAGUGUUA
Zingiber officinale is the source of this 2327-nucleotide messenger RNA. RefSeq lists its product as uncharacterized. The record is from RefSeq and is a predicted model, not a curated record. NCBI's taxonomy places the organism in Eukaryota, Viridiplantae, Streptophyta, Magnoliopsida, Zingiberales, Zingiberaceae. Bases 568 to 2148 code for a protein of 526 amino acids. The transcript is spliced from 4 exons.